Drepanopeziza brunnea f. sp. 'multigermtubi' MB_m1 is the source of this 2739-nucleotide messenger RNA. RefSeq lists its product as uncharacterized. Gene Ontology annotation, biological process: transmembrane transport. Gene Ontology annotation, molecular function: transmembrane transporter activity. Gene Ontology annotation, cellular component: membrane. The record is from RefSeq and is a predicted model, not a curated record. NCBI's taxonomy places the organism in Eukaryota, Fungi, Ascomycota, Leotiomycetes, Helotiales, Drepanopezizaceae.
AUGCGCUUUACCCCAGCUCCAACAGGCCCUGAGCCAGCAGACCCGAUCGUGAAGGGCAUCAUCCCAACCGCAAAGCAGAGUCUGUCUGAUCUGCUCAAGUGGAAGCAGAGAGUCGUCGUGACCAAUGAACAUGGCGAAACUCACUGCGAAUGGCACGACCCGGAGCCGCUCAAGAAUCCCUUCUCCCUCUUCGCACAGCUAAGCGCACGCGAUUGGCUUUUCUUCAUGUGCGGCUUCUGGGCCUGGACAGCCGAUGCUUUCGACUUUCAUGCCCUCUCCAUCCAAACCGUCAAAUUAGCAGCAUACUACGAUCAAUCCAAUACCAGCAUCACCUCGGCCAUCACCCUCACCCUUCUCUUGCGAUCUAUUGGAGCCGCCGGCUUCGGUCUCGCGGGAGAUAGAUUUGGCCGCAAAUACCCCAUGGCCUGCAACAUGAUAGUCCUAGGCCUUCUCCAGGUCUCAACCAUCUACUGCAGGACCUUCCAACAGUUUUUGGCCGUAAGGAGUCUCUUCGGGCUCUUUAUGGGCGGUGUCUACGGAAACGCGAUUGCGAUGUCUCUUGAGCACUGCCCAGUCAAUGCCCGAGGCUUGAUGUCUGGGAUACUGCAGCAAGGCUACGCUCUUGGAUACGUGCUAGCUGCAUGUGCCAAUCUAGGCGUUGGCGGAGGCGUCGAGACGUGGAAGACCGUCUUCUGGAUUGCGGCCGGCGCUUCCAUCGGAGUCGGGCUCAUCCGUCUCUGCUUUCCCGAGAGCCAGCAGUUCCUCGAGGCCAAGAAGAACGGCACCAAGGACGCCUCCGCCAGCGACUUCUGGAAGGAGACCAAGCUCAUGCUGGCCCAGGAGUGGAAGAUGUGCGUCUACUGCGUGAUCCUGAUGACCUGGUUCAACCUCUACAGCCACACCUCGCAGGACUCCUACACGACCUUCAUGCGCCAGGCCAAGGGGCUGGACAACGCGGCCGCCAGCCGCGCCUCCAUCUGGAUGAAGACGGGCGCCUGCGUGGGCGGGACCAUCAUCGGGUACGUGUCGCAGCUCCUCGGGCGGCGCCGCUCCAUGAUCUUCUCGGCGCUCAUGUCCGGCCUGAUGAUCCCCGGCUGGAUCCUCCCCAGCGGCGAGCGCGCCCUCUCGGCCACGGGCUUCCUGAUGCAGUUCUGGGUGCAGGGCGCCUGGGGCGUGAUCCCCAUCCACCUCAACGAGCUGUCGCCCGCGGCCUACCGCUCCACCUUCCCGGGCCUCACCUACCAGCUCGGGAACAUGAUCUCGUCGCCGUCCGCCCAGGUCGUCAACCUCCUGGCCGAGCGGAUCCACGUGAGCGACGAGGGCGGCCCGCACGUCAAGGCCUACGGCCCCGUCAUGGCCAUCGCCACUGCUGCCAUCGCGCUGGGCAUCGCCGUGACGGUCGGCCUCGGUCCCGAGCGACGCGGCCGGAAGUUUGAGAAGGAGCCCAUUGCGGGGGCCCGCGUAUCCGGACCCGCCAAAGAUGUCGAGUACGGGGAAGAUGACGAGGAGCAUGAUGUUCGGAAAGUCACCGUCGAGAUGGACGUCAUGGAGACGAACCUCCUCCUCCUCCUCCUCCUCAUCGCGAUAUCAAACCCACCGCCCCACCACCCAGCCUGCUCACCUGCUCACCUCCUCACUUUCCCCUCCCCCUUCUCCCCCGUCCCCUCCUCCUCACACCUAACAUCUCCAAGCAACAACUCCCCCUUCUCAUCAUACCGUCUCGGCUCAUUGCGCGCAACCGCCACGACCGCGAAGGCGGACCUCGUCUUCGCGAAGAUGGCGUCCAUCUCCUCGAGGGAGCGGAAUAAGAUAUACCAGAAAGUUGAAAAGCCAGUUCCCCGACGUCGCGAGCGCGUUCGCCGGCGCCCGGAUCCGCAGCGGCACAAUCUCCGCCGGGUAGAGCCAGGUCAUGCCCAGCCAGCCGACGGCGAAGAACGAGUUGAAAACGAACAGGAAGACCGUCUGGCCGACGCCGGCUUUGGCUCCACCCACCGAGUCCGUGACGGCGAGCGCGACCAUCGAGAGGGACAUGCCCGCCGCGCCGAACAGCAUCAGGCUCCGCCUGCCGAAGCGCUCCACCGUGAAGACGGCGACCCAGCUCGCGAGGAAGUACUCGGUGCCGUUGCAGGCCGCGAUGAGCUUGGCGCGCGUCGGGCCGAGACCGACCUGGUUCUGCAGCACGUUGGGGAUGUAGUAGGUGAUGAGGUUGAUCCCGGAGAUCUGCUGGAACACCUGGUUGACGUAGGCGAGGACGGUGCGGUGGAGGUGGCGGUCCUUGCCCGUGCUGAAGAGGUGACUGAAGCUGCCUCUCUCCAUCUCGAGGACCGUGUCCUUGAUGGACGUGUACUCGUCGCGGAUGUACGCGCUGUCAACCGGCUUGUCGUUGAGCGCGGCAAGGACGUGCAUCGCUUGCUCGUCUUUGCCUUUCAGGACGAGCCAUCGUGGGCUUUCGGGCAUGCUCAUUACCAAGCCUUAGACGUUAUAGCGAUCGCUUCUACUACCAUGAAGGAGCGAAGCAGACUUACCGAGGAAACACCCAACGUUGUAACUCGCGACGGUGAUGCCCUGAUACGUGGAUCGAUGGCUGGACUCGGUAUCGGUGAUCCCAUCUUGCAUAGGAUCGAUACCGGGAAACUGCAAGCGGAAGGAAUCAAGCGUGAGGAGGCCGCCGGUCACACCUUGGUCGUAUCCGAAGAGGAGGAAAUCUAUGCCGGCAAUCACACCGACCGCGAUCUGUAG